AGCAGAGUGCCAUCGGGGGGGAGGUGAGCGUCAAGGUGCCAUUCAAGAUGAUGAGACGCCAAACUACUGAUGACGCUGAGACCAACACCACGCCCCUGCCUGAGUCGCAUCCAGAGAGCAGCGGCGGUGAGCCCCCCAAGUCCCCUUCCCAACCCACGAGUCCCCAGGAAGCGGCAUCCCCCCAGCCCGAGGACCCCCAGGAAGCGGGGGUCCCCAAGGAGACAGCUACGCCCCCCCUACAGGAUGAGGUAGUAACAGAUGGAGUCCCGAUUACUACCUCCCAGUCCAUGUUUGACCUGACCUCGAGUGACCCCCGUCGAGGCACUGCCAAGACCCGCAGGUCACCACCCUCUAGGUCGACCAGUGAGGACUCCGGCAAGUGCUCGGUGGCGGGUCACACCUGUGUUGACACUGACAGGUUCCGGGCCAGUGUGCAGGUACAGAGCAGGGAGCGUAGCGGCCGGCUAGUGGACUCCGCCUGUUAGAACCCCAGUUACGUGCAAGACGAAACCUGAUCGCCAGCACGAGCAAUCGACGGUACCUGGCAUUCCAUGAGUUGUUUUUUCAUCAAAUAAUCCACGAGUAGUUAAGAGUGCUAGUAUGAGCAAUCUACAUCAUCGCCUGGCGCUUCUAUUAGCAUUCCUCAGCGUCAGCAUGAGAAGUUAACACCGCCAGCACGAGCAGUCAUCAGCGUCAGCACGAGAAGUUAACACCGCCAGCACUAGCAAUCACCGCCGCCUGCCCUUUCUAAACGUAUUCAGCGCCGGCCGUCAGACCAAGUGGUAAUUCUUAGAUACUUUACGUGAAAAAGAUUAUAAUGAUGCAACAACAGCAACUCCCAUAAUAGCCUGAUACAACACCACCAACAACAACAACAACAACCAUUGCCUGACACAACACCACCACCACCACCAACCAUUGCCUGAUACAACACCACCGCCAACAACAACA
This is a messenger RNA of Homarus americanus (American lobster), 951 nucleotides long. RefSeq lists its product as uncharacterized. Bases 48 to 485 code for a protein of 145 amino acids. The transcript has 3 exons. The record is from RefSeq and is a predicted model, not a curated record. NCBI's taxonomy places the organism in Eukaryota, Metazoa, Arthropoda, Malacostraca, Decapoda, Nephropidae.